GACGUGUCCAUUGGCACUGUCUAUUUAGCAUUUAAGGAGGACUGGUUAAAUCUCUUCUGCGCUGGAAAGUUUUUGAAAUUACCAGCCCAGAUGUCUGGCUAGGUUUUUGGCUUAUUCAUACACUGAUUAUAGCCUAUUUUAGAAAACAAUCCAUAGGAGUAAAAAUUACAAAGGGACAAAACUCCACACUGUCAAAAUGCACCCACUAAUAUCUGGCCCUGUGCCAACAAAUACGGGGUGCAUUUAUGCACAGUAGAGUUAUGCCCCUUUGUAUUUGUUUCCUCGUCUCGAUUGUCACAUGGCAUUAUGUUUCACAUCGACGUACAUCUAUCACACGAUGACAUGACUCUCAGUAUCUUCGUUAUUGUUUAUCUUGCUAGGUAGGCCAAAGCUUCUGUCUGUCAAAAGGGGCUUUUCUGACUGGGAUACCUCCUGUCCACUCGAUCGUGACUCGUUUUCCGGGGUUUUUUAAGUUUCGCAAUGCAGCACAGCCGUGUAUCGACCUGUUCCAGAAGUCUGUUGUGUGUCCAAAAUUAGUUCGUGAUGUUUACUCACAUGACCAUUCCAAGUAUAUUAUCUUUAGGAAUCUCCCCGUGACACUGUACAGCGCCUGGAUACCGAGUGAGUCUUUUUGUUCAGUCAUAUCGCCGGCGCGGUGGAUUCAAAAUGGCGUUCUUUCGCCAGCUUCGGUUGCUUCUAUGGAAGAAUGCCCGUCUACAGAGAAAGAAGAUUUGUGUGACCGUUUUCGAGAUUCUUCUUCCUCUUCUCUUGGGAGGAAUAUUUUUCAGCAUGAGAUUUCUAGUUCCUGUAGAACACCACCCGCCAACCAUCUACUCUCCUUCGCCCGUGACCCGAAACUUCUACGAUUUGUAUGAAGGAAAUACUAUUUUGUACUGGCCGAACAAUACAAUCGUCAAUGGUUUAAUGGCUGAUGUCAAUGCAACUGUGUACAACAACUCAGGUUUUGUUGAUGCAGUUUCGUUCAAAGGGUUUUCUGCCAGGAACAACCUGUUGGAAUACUUCAGCCUCAACUCUAAAGGCAUCUUCUUUGCUGUAGAGUUUGAGAAUAUAGCAAUGACAGAGACGGUUUUGCCCAAGCACCUGCGGUACGCCAUACGCCCCAAAGUUGAAGUGUAUGAGGACUGGCACACAAGAGAAACCUCCCCUUAAAUAAAUAAAUACAUGCUCCUAUUUCAGACUACACGAACUUCAUGACUAUCCAGCGUCUUGUAAAUGAAGCUGUCAUCAAACACCUCACCCCAAACUCAACUGAUGCAAUAAAAAAGCUGGAUGUUCAACUGAUGCGGAUGCCAUUUCCGUCCUACAUCGAUGACGCCAUGAUUCAGCUGCUGCAGUACAUGUUUCCCUCGUUGCUGAUGCUCAGCUUCAUCCUGAUGGCCAUCCAGACAACAAAGGGAGUUGUCUACGAGAAGGAAAGAAAACUAAAAGAAUCCAUGAAGCUGAUGGGUCUGAGCGCUGCAGCUCACUGGACGUCUUGGUUCCUGACCAGCUUUAUAUAUGUGGUAAUAGUAAUGGCACUGUAUGCUCUGCUGUGUGGAAUUGACGCAAGUGGAAAUGGGGCAGCUCUGGCCAAAUCAGAUCCCUCCCUGUUCUUUGUGUUCCUCCUCUGUUACGGCGUCUCCCUCAUCUCAUACUGCUUCAUGAUCAGCGUCUUCACUCAAAGGGCAAACAUCGGGGCAGCAAUCAGCGGGAUCGUGUUCUUCAUCUCCUUCAGCCCGUACUUCUACCUUAACAUCAUAUACCAACACAUGACGAGGCCAGCUAAACUGGCUUCCUGUCUCCUGUUCAACGUGGGAAUGGCGAUGGGUGCAAAUGUCAUAUCACUUUACGAAGGAGCUGGUUCUGGUGCACAAUGGUCAAAUUUUGCCGAGCCUGCUACAAUUGAUGACAACCUCUCCCUGCUGGACACCAUGUUGAUGUUGCUAGGCGACACGGCAAUCCACCUGCUCAUCACGUGGUAUAUGGAUAAUGUCCGACCAGGCGAGUUUGGUGUGCCGAAACCAUUCUACUUCCCUUUCACUAGAUCGUACUGGCUUGGAACAAAGCAGAUAAAAGAUGCUUAUUCGGCUCUUGGACACUGGGAUGAGAAACACUUUGAGAAGGAACCAAGUGGAAUGACUGCUGGAAUAGCCAUCAAUAAUCUGAGAAAGGUUUUCGGCUCCGGAUCUAAGAAGAAAGUAGCCGUGGAUGGGAUGAGUCUCAACAUGUUCGAGGGUCAGAUCUCUGUUCUCCUGGGUCACAACGGUGCUGGGAAAACUACAACCAUGUCUGUUCUUACAGGUUUCAUCCCUGCAUCUGGAGGCACCGCCAUUGUGAACGGUUACGACAUCAACAACGACAUCCAGAGUGUACGGCAGAGUCUAGGUCUUUGUCCUCAACACAACAUCCUGUUUGACAGUUUGACCGUUCGGGAACAUCUACAGUUCUUUGCCUCUUUGAAAGGAUGUCCAAUUACCGCUGUUGAAACUGAAGUUAACACAAUAAUCAAUGAAGUUGGCCUGAGUUUAAAGAAACACAGCCAGUCUCGGCAUCUGUCUGGAGGACAGAAGAGGAAGCUUUCUGUUGGCAUUGCUCUGAUUGGAGGAUCGAAGAUCGUUAUCCUGGAUGAGCCAACUUCCGGUAUGGAUCCUGCAGCCAGAAGACAGACAUGGGACAUCCUUCAGAGGAACAAGCAGGGCCGGACCAUGUUACUGACCACUCACUUCAUGGACGAGGCUGACGUUCUCGGGGACCGCAUCGCCAUCAUGACAGAAGGGGUGGUCAAGUGCAGUGGGACAUCCUACUUCCUGAAGAAACUCUAUGGGGCUGGCUACCACCUGGUGAUGGUGAAGGAACCCAACUGUCAGGUGGCGUCAGUGACGGCAGUUGUCCAGCAGCACGUCCCUACAGCAGUCAUGGAGAGUGAGAUCAAUGCUGAACUCUCCUACCUGCUGCCUGAUGACCAGUCAGAGAGCUUUGCUGCUCUCUUCACGGAGAUUGAAAGUCGGGGAAAGGAACUGGGUAUUUCCAGUUUUGGUACAUCCGCGACCACCAUGGAAGAGGUGUUCCUAAAGGCUGGUGAAGAGGAAGUAGUUGAAGAGCUAGCAUAUGACAACGACUCAGUUGGGUCCACUGAUGAUCUGUUGGGCAGCAGCACCUCCAAUCUUCAAGGUACAGCGCUAGCGGGAAUUUUAGAAUUCAAUGAGGGUUUCAUCAAAACCAGAGGAAUAUUGUUGGAGUUGUCUCGCUUCAGGGGAAUGUUUGUGAAGAAGGCUCUUCACACAUGGAGGAACAAGACCAUCACCAUUGUCCAGCUUCUGUUACCUGUCAUAUUUACAAUUGUUGCUCUCGUUGUCGGCCAGAUAAGCCUAGGAAAUGAGGAUGACGUUCCACUCACUCUGGACUUGAAGCCAUUCAAAGGAACAUUUGUUCCAUAUCUUGAUGGCCAAACAGGUGCACUUCCACAGGAGUAUGCCAAGGCAUACGCUGACCAGUUCAGUGGAACUAUCAACAAGGUCGAGAAAAUUGAUCUGUUGAAGUAUCAAAAUGUAACAAACUAUUUCUUAGCUAGAGAAAGAGACCUUGGUAUUGGACAAUACAACAAGAAAAUGAUCAUUGGAGCACAGUUCAAAUCAAACAAUGAAGCUGUUGGGUUUUAAUGGACAACCCUAUCACAGCCAGCCAAUAGCUUUGUCAUUCAUGAUGAAUGCAAUCCUUAAAUAUUUUACAUCUCCGGAUCAUUCCAUUACCACGAUCAACAACCCACUUCCAUUUGAUGCUAAGCAAU
Molecule: messenger RNA, 3787 nt
Organism: Haliotis rubra (blacklip abalone)
Lineage: Eukaryota; Metazoa; Mollusca; Gastropoda; Lepetellida; Haliotidae
Product: phospholipid-transporting ATPase ABCA3-like
Exons: 14
Coding region: 1212-3659 (815 amino acids)
Biological process (GO): lipid transport; transmembrane transport
Cellular component (GO): intracellular membrane-bounded organelle; membrane
Molecular function (GO): ATP binding; ABC-type transporter activity; lipid carrier activity
Source: RefSeq, a predicted model, not a curated record